GACAAUUAAUGACUAUCGUUUUUUCCUGAGUCUAAUAAUUUUUAUAUGUUUAAUUUUUUUUUAAACAUGGAGAACAUUCUGUUGGGGUUGUUUUCCUCUGAAGAGGAAGAACUGUACAUUUUGGACUGUCUUUCGUAUUUUAUGAUUCUCAUGGCUCUGGCAGCGUGUGUUACUCUGCUGUUUCACGACAUCCCUUACGGCAGGUACACUUCCCAUAAAAACGGGUUUCAGGUUCAUGUUAAAGUGGCGUGGUUCAUCCAAGAGCUACCUGCAUUAUUUGUCCCUGUGAGUUUAAUAUUAUGGGCUUCACCCGCGAAGAUAACAAACCUUCCUAACCAGCUGCUUCUUGGCAUGUACUUCUGUCAUUAUUUCCAAAGGUCUCUUAUAUAUCCCUUUCUAAUUCGAGGAGGAAAGCCCACCCCCUUAGCAUCAUUUGUCCUGGCAUUUGUUUUUUGCAUUUAUAAUGGAUAUAUGCAAGUGAGAUACCUGAGCCAGUAUGCAGACUUCCCUAAGGGUUGGGUUUCACAUCCCUGCUUCAUCACAGGCUCCUGUCUGUGGCUUGUUGGAUGGAUAAUUAACCUUCAUUCUGACCACAUUCUAAGGAACCUGCGCAGUCCAGGAGAAACGGGCUACAAGAUACCCAGAGGUGGAGUAUUCAAGUACGUGUCUGGUGCGAAUUUUCUGGGUGAGAUAGUGGAAUGGGCUGGAUUUGCUUUGGCUGCUCACUCAAUCCACAGUGUUGCCUUUGCUUUUUUCAGCUUCGUCGUCCUUUCCAGCCGAGCCAUUUCCCACCACAAGUGGUAUCUUGAGAAAUUCGAGGAUUAUCCGAAAUCAAGGAGAGCUCUCAUUCCAUUUGUGUUCUGAAGAAGUAACUCAGUAUGCAUUCUCAUACAACGAACAUCUACACAUUUUAUUAUGAAGUAUAAGCAAGUUUCAUAUUUUGUUGAACGUCUAAGUACUGGAUCAAGCCACUACAGGCAUUGUUAGUCCACUAAAAAAAUAUAUACAGUAUAAUGGUUCAGGAGGCAUUGAUAAAUAAUUACAUCUCAAGGCCUGUAUUUUGCAUAUUGUCUUGUAAACCGAGGCCAGAUGAACUUUACUGAAAAAUAAUAAAGUUAUAUAUAUAUAAAGGGUUUCAAAAUCUAUUUUUUAAAUUCAUUACAGCCCAGGGUCCGGGUCCGAUUCCCAGCCAGGGUUAAUUCCUGUCUCUGUGUGCAUUGAGUUUGCAUGUUCUCCCCGGGCUUGGUGGGUCUUCUCCGUGUACUCCAGUGUCCUCCUACUGUCCAAAGACACACAUAUUAGGCUAAGUGGCGUUUCCAAACACCCAGUAAUUUGUGACUGUGUGUGUGUGUGUGUGUGUGUGUGUGUGCCCUGUAAUGGAUUGGCAUCCCUGUCCAGGAUGUGCUCUGCCUCGUGCCCUGUCUCCUGUGAUAGGCUCCAGGCCCCCCAGC
Clarias gariepinus (North African catfish) is the source of this 1451-nucleotide messenger RNA. It is a transcript of the gene srd5a1, whose product is annotated as steroid-5-alpha-reductase, alpha polypeptide 1 (3-oxo-5 alpha-steroid delta 4-dehydrogenase alpha 1). The record is from RefSeq and is a predicted model, not a curated record. NCBI's taxonomy places the organism in Eukaryota, Metazoa, Chordata, Actinopteri, Siluriformes, Clariidae. Gene Ontology annotation, molecular function: 3-oxo-5-alpha-steroid 4-dehydrogenase activity. Bases 46 to 864 code for a protein of 272 amino acids. Gene Ontology annotation, biological process: steroid biosynthetic process. Gene Ontology annotation, cellular component: membrane. The transcript is spliced from 5 exons.